Molecule: messenger RNA, 940 nt
Organism: Felis catus (domestic cat)
Lineage: Eukaryota; Metazoa; Chordata; Mammalia; Carnivora; Felidae
Gene: CARD19
Product: caspase recruitment domain family member 19
Exons: 6
Coding region: 240-791 (183 amino acids)
Cellular component (GO): mitochondrion
Source: RefSeq, a predicted model, not a curated record
CUCGCGGCGCUGCUGCUGCCUCUGUGGGCGGAGCAUAACGGGAAAGGGCCGGCUCAGUGGGGACGACUUGGGACUGUGGCGGCGACACCGCCGAGACCGAGGCGAGGCCUGCCGGGAGGCGGGCCUGCCGGGAAGGGGCGGAGCGAGUGGGACCGGGCGGGCGGCGGACAGACGACCUGACGGGUGGACGGCGGCAAGUGGACGGGCCGGGCCCGGCCGGGCGCGCGCCGUGCGUCGCCAUGACAGAGCAGACCUACUGUGACCGCCUGGUCCAGGACACGCCUUUCCUGAUGGGCCACGGACGCCUCAGUGAGCAGCAGGUGGACAGGAUCAUCCUCCAGCUGAACCGCUACUACCCCCAGAUCCUCAGCAACAAUGAUGCAGAGAAGUUCCGGAAUCCCAAGGCGUCCCUGCGAGUGCGGCUCUGUGACCUGCUGGGCCACCUACAGCGGAGCGGCGAGCGGGACUGCCAGGAGUUCUACCGGGCCCUGUACAUCCACGCGCAGCCCCUGCACAGCCGCCUGCCCAGCCGGCUGGCCCUGCAGAACUCAGAUUGCACAGAGCUAGACUCCGGCACCGUGGGCCGCGAGCUCAGUGACAGGGGACCCGUGGCCUUCCUGGCCUGCCUCGGCCUGGCCGCGGGGCUGGCGCUCCUCGUCUACUGCUGCCCUCCAGACCCCAAGGUGCUGCCGGGGACCCGGCGUGUCCUGGGCUUCUCCCCCAUCAUCGUCGACAGGCACGUCAGCCGCUUCCUGCUGGCCUUCCUCACAGAUGACCUGGGAGGGCUCUGAUGACCCUGCCCCCACCAAAGAACCCCGCCUGCCUGCCGAGGGGGCCCCACUUUUCUAAAUGUUUAUUUUUCACUAUUUAUACUUUUUUAAGAAAGUUACCUUCGCCUGACAAAGGUGCUCAACAUUAAAUGUUGGAGUCUUGUCGCUUC